Molecule: messenger RNA, 241 nt
Organism: Geodia barretti
Lineage: Eukaryota; Metazoa; Porifera; Demospongiae; Tetractinellida; Geodiidae
Source: the annotation of a GenBank genome assembly
GAAGAAUACGGCUACAAGACAUCUCAUUGUACUUCUACUCUUUACAACGACGCUGUAGAUGAGACCUGGCGCCUCUGCAGCUUCCCACGAGAAUGAGACGCCGUGUCUGGUGAUGGAUGCAGUCAGGGGAGACCCUCUGAAGCUGUCAUGCCGCGGAGUCAACGGCUGUCACCUCCAUCCCGCUAGAUGGACGAACAUUACCGGAGACCGGAGCCAAGCGAUCCAAUCCGGUAUAUUAUUA